Molecule: messenger RNA, 3063 nt
Organism: Dioscorea cayenensis subsp. rotundata (Guinea yam)
Lineage: Eukaryota; Viridiplantae; Streptophyta; Magnoliopsida; Dioscoreales; Dioscoreaceae
Product: ATPase 9, plasma membrane-type-like
Exons: 14
Coding region: 1-2862 (953 amino acids)
Biological process (GO): proton export across plasma membrane; regulation of intracellular pH
Cellular component (GO): plasma membrane
Molecular function (GO): P-type proton-exporting transporter activity; ATP hydrolysis activity; ATP binding
Source: RefSeq, a predicted model, not a curated record
AUGGCGGCCGGAAGCAGCAUUUCUCUUGAGGAGAUCAAGAAUGAGACUGUUGAUCUUGAGCGAAUCCCUGUGGAAGAAGUUUUUGAACAAUUGAAGUGCUCCAAGGAUGGCCUUUCAUCCUCAGAAGGAGAGCAGCGUCUUAAUAUCUUCGGUCCGAACAAACUUGAAGAGAAGAAAGAGAGCAAGUUUCUUAAGUUCUUGGGAUUUAUGUGGAACCCUCUUUCUUGGGUGAUGGAGUUUGCUGCCAUCAUGGCCAUUGUUUUGGCUAAUGGAGGAGGGAGGCCUCCAGAUUGGCCUGACUUUGUCGGCAUUGUCGUUCUCUUAUUUAUUAACUCCACCAUCUCCUUCAUUGAAGAGAAUAAUGCCGGCAAUGCAGCAGCCGCCCUUAUGGCCGGUCUCGCGCCUAAGACAAAGGUUUUGAGGGAUGGGAGGUGGUCGGAGCAGGACGCAUCUAUGUUAGUCCCUGGUGAUAUCAUUAGCAUAAAGCUUGGCGAUAUCAUUCCGGCUGAUGCUCGACUUCUUGAAGGUGAUCCAUUAAAGAUAGACCAAGCAGCCCUCACCGGAGAGUCUCUCCCUGUGACAAGGCACCCAGGAGAUGAGGUCUUCUCUGGCUCUACAUGCAAGCAAGGAGAGAUUGAGGCCAUUGUCAUCGCCACGGGUGUCCACACUUUCUUCGGCAAGGCUGCUCAUCUUGUUGAUAGCACCAACAAUGUUGGCCAUUUCCAAAAGGUGCUUACCUCCAUUGGAAACUUCUGUAUAUGCUCUAUUGCCAUUGGAAUGUUAGUCGAGAUUUUAGUCAUGUAUCCGAUCCAAAACCGGGCUUACCGUGAUGGCAUUGACAACCUCCUUGUGCUCCUUAUCGGCGGAAUUCCUAUCGCCAUGCCUACCGUGUUAUCUGUCACCAUGGCCAUUGGCUCUCACCGUCUUUCCGAGCAAGGUGCCAUCACCAAGAGGAUGACUGCCAUUGAAGAAAUGGCAGGCAUGGAUGUUCUUUGCAGCGAUAAAACCGGCACCCUCACCCUCAACAAGCUCACCGUAGAUAAGACCUUGAUAGAGGUGUUUGUGAAGGACUUGGAUAAGGACACAGUGGUGUUGCAUGCUGCUAGAGCUUCAAGGAUUGAGAACCAAGAUGCCAUUGAUGCUUCCAUUGUUGGAAUGCUUGCUGACCCUAAGGAGGCAAGAGCAGGUAUUCAAGAAGUGCACUUCUUGCCAUUCAAUCCGGUGGAGAAGCGCACCGCCAUCACCUUCAUUGACGAGAAUGGCAAUUGGCACCGAUCUAGCAAAGGAGCUCCUGAGCAAAUCAUUGAGCUUUGCAACCUGCGUGAAGAUGCAAAGAAAAGGGUUCAUGAGAUGAUUGACCGUUUUGCUGAUCGUGGCCUUCGAUCACUCGGUGUUGCUAGGCAGGAGGUGCCGGAGGCCAACAAGGAUAGCCCUGGAACCCCGUGGCAAUUCAUGGGGCUGCUUCCUCUCUUUGAUCCUCCGAGACAUGAUAGUGCUGAAACUAUUCGACGAGCACUCCAUCUUGGUGUCAAUGUCAAGAUGAUCACUGGUGAUCAACUUGCUAUUGCAAAGGAAACAGGUCGUCGGCUCGGUAUGGGCACCAACAUGUAUCCUUCUUCCACUCUUCUUGGUGAAAAGGGUGACAAUGUCACUGGUUUACCGAUCGAUGAGCUUAUAGAGACCGCUGAUGGCUUCGCCGGAGUUUUCCCGGAACACAAAUACGAAAUUGUAAAUCGGCUUCAAAGCAAGAAGCACAUUUGCGGUAUGACAGGCGACGGAGUGAAUGAUGCACCGGCAUUGAAAAAGGCCGACAUUGGCAUUGCAGUGGAUGAUGCUACCGACGCAGCUCGUAGUGCCUCAGACAUUGUCUUGACAGAGCCCGGUCUAAGUGUGAUCGUUAGCGCAGUCUUGACUAGCCGAGCAAUCUUCCAACGUAUGAAAAACUAUACCAUUUAUGCAGUUUCUAUCACCAUACGAAUAGUUCUCGGCUUCCUUCUCAUUGCACUUAUUUGGCGGUUCGACUUUCCGCCUUUCAUGGUCCUGAUCAUUGCCAUCCUCAAUGACGGCACAAUCAUGACCAUAUCCAAGGAUCGUGUUAAGCCUUCUCCUCUCCCUGAUUCUUGGAAGCUCUCUGAGAUCUUCGCCACUGGUAUUGUCCUCGGAACAUACCAGGCUGUCAUGACUGUCGUCUUUUUUUGGGUUGCCAUUGACACAAAUUUCUUCCCUAGGCACUUUGGAGUGAGGACUAUAAAUGAUAAUGUUGAUGAGCUCGCGGCCGCUCUUUAUCUCCAAGUUAGCAUUAUAAGCCAAGCUCUCAUCUUCGUCACCAGGUCUCGAAGCUGGUCCUUUAUCGAGCGCCCUGGUCUCUUGCUCGUCGGUGCCUUCUUAGCUGCUCAACUAGUGGCAACAAUAAUAGCUGUCUAUGCAAAUUGGCCUUUUGCAAAGAUCAGAGGAAUUGGAUGGGGAUGGGCAGGAAUCAUUUGGCUCUACAGCAUUGUUACUUAUUUCCCAUUAGACAUCCUCAAGUUCAUGAUACGUUUCGCUCUUAGUGGCAAAGCUUGGGACAACCUUCUACAAAAUAAGACUGCUUUUACUUCAAAGAAAGAUUAUGGUAAAGGAGAAAGGGAGGCACAAUGGGCAUUGGCUCAAAGAACACUACAUGGUCUUCAACCACCAGACACUUCAAACCUUUUCCAAGAUAAAAAUAGUUAUAGAGAGCUCUCGGAGAUAGCCGAGCAAGCUAAAAGACGUGCCGAAGUUGCGCGGCUUAGGGAACUUCACACACUCAAAGGACAUGUUGAAUCAGUGGUGAAGCUUAAGGGGUUGGACAUUGAGACUAUUCAACAGCAUUACACUGUUUGAUAUGGAAUUGGAGGGAUUUGAAGAACCUGCCUAAUAAGUUUCAGAUUUUUGUUUACAUUUUUGUUUUCUUUAUAUAUAUAUAUAUAUAAUUAUUAUUUGUUCUCUGCUUAAUAAGAGAGAGUUUAGAAGCAGAUGGAGUGAAUAACCCCUGAAGGGAUUAUGAGGAAUGUUAGAGUUUAAUUAAUUUAUUUGAGAUGUUGG